AUGAGCCAUAAUCUUCAGAGCGCUGUCUUGAUGCUCCUCGUGUCCGGCAGAGACUGGAUUUUUGAGGACGAAUCCGGGACUCUGCAGGAGGUGUUUGGCCUCACCGAGAAGCUGUUCGACGAACCGAACAAGCAUCUCAGCGACAGCGAACGGGCGUCGAUUAACGCGAUGAUCGAGGCCAUCGGAAAGAGGAAGACGUCAGAAGCACGCUAUAAAGUUCUCGAAGGGAAGAGCGAGGGAGGGUGGAGCGCAGGACGGGCUGCUUUUAAGAAAUGGUUUACGAAGCAAAAGGUUAGUAGCCUCAUGGGUCAACGUAUUGACGCAGUAUACAAUUCUUUGGGUGUCGCACCUAUGCAACUCAUCAACGAGGGACUCGAGCCAGGAGAGGAGUUCCCGAGCAUAUUAGAUUCUGAACGCGCCAAGGAGGACGUGCUGCUCGCGGUUGCCGGGGAUCACGCGCUGGAACGUGUACCGCGUGGUGAUUUUCGUGAUGCCAUCACGGGCAUCAACCACCAUGCAUGGGAACGUCACCGCAAACGCUUCAGGCGUGCUCUGGACGGAUUGCCCAACAAGAAAUUGGCAGCGCUUACAGCUGUGAAAGUAAUUGAAGACGCACAUGAGGUCACUGCCCAGCAGCUGCGAGAGGCGACGAGGGCCGUCAAGGCGCUAAGCCAGACAGUUGCGUGGUUCCCUGCGGAACAGGACAAAGUAGGCGAGUACGAAGAAUUCUUAAAGGAGGUCGUCGUUGUUGCGGUGGCCAAGGUCAGGAAAGUGGCGAAGGAGAAGGUCACAGUGAAGACGGACAACACACCUGGCCGUAAACGUGGUGCUCAACGUGCGCGUAAGGUGAAGACGGACUCGCUCGUUGCUGCUGGCGACGUUGAGGAAAUCUGGGCGCUGUACGUCCAACUGUUUGAAACUGAGCCUGGUUCGUUAGAGGCCCCGCAAGACGAGGAGGAUAUCGACAACAGCGGAAGAGCUGCCUGGCUCGCUGAUUCAGAAGACCUCGGCGUGGAUGGAUGGCGGGAGAUGGACAACGACAAGUUGAACCAUCUCCUGCAGUUUCCAGGGGGAAAGCCGGCACUUUUCGCCGAGUAUCGAUCGAAAACAGGGUUGUGCGCUUGGGAUGAGGCGUCGGCGUCAAAAUUCGUGCAUGACAAUGAAGACAUGGAGCCUUUGGCACUCCUGUGGCAUCAACGAGUUGGAGUCGCCGCGAUGGUCGACAAGAUCUGGUCCGCGAAGAAGUCGGAUGAAGAGGUGCCAGGUAUCCUGAUCGCUGACGAGGUUGGCGUUGGGAAGACAGCUCUUACAAUGGGCUUCAUCGCCUUCCUCAUUGAUGCCUUCUGGGUGCAGGAGGUCAAAGCCGGUCGAGGGAGACCUGAGGGCGUGACGUCAAACAUUAACCUGGAAAAUCUGCGCUCUGCGCCAAUUCUUGCAGUCCCCUCAGGGAGCCGGGGAGCCGUCUGGGAUCUGACUUCCGUAGCCCUGGAUGUUGCUGCCGUUGUCGCACUUGCGAUAUUUGGUGACUGUUGUCUGGCCGCCGAACGCCCGUUUUUUGCAGCACUCGAUGCGAUCCCCAACCUCCCUCACGUCAUCAUCGUCCCCAAUUCCCUGUACAAUCAAUGGUAUUCAGAACUGCGCACAUUUUUCGCGCCCAAAGCUGUCGAAAUUUACAAAUAUCCUACCGCUGAGAAUGAGUUCGGCGAGUUCUUCAGUGGUCCUUGGGCGACGUCAGCCACUCCCUUCAUUCACCGCAUCAUAUUAAUCAAUCACUCGGUCAUGUACACGAGCGGCAAAGUAUUCGACACUCGCAAAGGUGUCGCCGGCCACAACAGCAACAAAGCAUCCGAUGACACCCGCUCUAUCAAGCAACGCAAACAGGCCGCCAAAUCCAUCUGGGCUGGGCGAAAGUUCCUCACAGUGUCCAUCGACGAGGUACACGAGAUCCGCAACCUCACUGCCGGGUUCUACGCGACCCUUGAGGUCACCAAGGCAUCAACAGUGAAACUCCUGGCGUCUGGCACGCCGUUGUACACUGGUCCAAUGGACCUUUGCAACGUGGGCCGUUUGGCUCGAAUCCCCUAUUUCAUGGGGAAGCCAGGCGACGAGCGAGACAAGGAGCACGUCAAGGCACUUCGUGCGGCGCGUCGGACGUUGACGCAGGAAGACAAAAACGAUGCAGCUGCGCACACCGUCCGUUUGCUGGCAGGAGGGGCGCCCAGCAACGACGACGACGAACCCGAGCCUGAAGCAAGGAUCCGCAUUAGAACGGCUACCAACAACUGGAUAACGAACAUCAAACGUGGCUUCCGUGGGCGUGUCAUUCGACGGACGGUAGACUCGAAGAUGUUUGACGGCAGGAAGAUCAACGACACCUUGAUCCCAUACAAGAUGGUCAUUCUGGCCGUCCAACUCAACGAAGCGGAGGUGGUAGUGAAUCAGAGCGUCAUGGACCAAAUUACUGGCUCAUCAAGUGCUGCAGCGCUCGAUGAGACAUCUAAUUUCAACACGAAAUUUUACCUCGACGGUCGCACGAAAGUUGGCUUCCCCCAUCACACGUCCCCCACCUACCCUAUCGUCAGGUCACAUGAUGAGUGGGACAAGGUAAGGUCUACCAAAGUCGACACGUUGAUCAAGCUCCUGGGUUGGCAGUUGGAAUCGGACGACCACCAUGUAUUCCCUGUCGACGAGGACGACACAUUGACCGAGGCUGCCGUUGCCGCGAAGGCACUCACUCCACCACCGCCCAAUCAACUCGCCGACCCUGUCCCUCCAUCUCUCCCUCCCGUUCCUAACGCCAAAUAUAUCGAUAUGCCGGAUCUCAUGACGAAGGGCACGCGCAAGAUAUUGGUGUACAUCGAGUUCCCAAUGAUGGCCCCUCUCCUCAUAUCCGUGCUUCAGUUACACAACAUUCAUCCACUCGUCAUUCAUGGUGGACACGGUGCCGAAGAGCGCAACGAGAUCGUCCUGAAGUUUCACUCAGACCCGAACGCGAGAAUUCUGAUCUUCUCAAGUGUUGGUGCUGUCGGCCUCAAUCUCACUGCCGCGAGCGUCGUCGUUCUUUUCGAUCAAUGCUGGUCGCGCAUGCUCGUCAAUCAAAUCAUCGGACGCGCUUGGCGGCUUGGCCAGCAAAAGGAGGUCGUCGUCUAUAAUAUGGUUGCAUUGGGGACAGUCGACGUCUUAAUGCUGCAUCAUGGCGAGGGUAAAGGAAAUAUGUUGAGGCAGUUCUUGUCUGCCAAUCAAGGCCUUGUGAAGUCAAUCAAGUCCGCAGUGGAUGGCCACGCGCCCAUCGAAGAUGACGACGAUGACGAUAUCCGCAUCUUGGACUCACCCCCCGCGACUCCAGGUCCGUCAAAGCCACGCAAGAAAGGCGUCAAAGGCGGCAAAAAGCGCGUGACACGUAACAUCGCUCAGACUGGCGACGAGGAUGGCGACAUCCUCGACCUUACGAAGAUGGGACUUGAUGAUGCUGAUGAGGAGGACGAGGAGAACGAGGAAACAGAUGGGGCGACUGCCAAAGGUAAGGGCAAGGCGAAGAGCAAGGCACCCGCCAAGCCAAAGCCCAAGGCAAAACCGAAGCCAAAGUCAAAGGCAAAAGGGAAAGGCAAAGGGAAGGCCACAGGUGAGGAGGCGGACAGUGACGAUGUAACGUCCUUCAAGAGUGCGAGCAAAUCAAGUGCGACCACUAAGUCGACCACCGGUCCCCUCACGGAGACGCCUGUCAUUGCCGCUGCGUCCAGCUCAACGGGCAAUGCAGAUGUGAGUGCUCGAGGAGACGACUCACAGAAGGAUGGUGGUGCUCCUGCGUCUACGCAGGCUGAUGCUGGCAACGCGCCAGCUUCAUCCAGCGGUCCCCUGAGGGAGCCGGACAGUACAACAGCCAGCGCACCUGCAUCAACAGCCGCUGGGCCUGCAACUGCUACGCCACCUGCACCACCAGCACGAGCAUAUCCCGCCACAGCUGCAACAGCUGAUUAUAGGGCCUUUUUCUAUAUAUGUUAG
Molecule: messenger RNA, 4002 nt
Organism: Suillus fuscotomentosus
Lineage: Eukaryota; Fungi; Basidiomycota; Agaricomycetes; Boletales; Suillaceae
Product: P-loop containing nucleoside triphosphate hydrolase protein
Exons: 12
Coding region: 1-4002 (1333 amino acids)
Molecular function (GO): ATP binding; ATP-dependent chromatin remodeler activity
Source: RefSeq, a predicted model, not a curated record